CUAAAUUGUGUCCUCAUAUUUUUGUUUUUAUCUUUUGGACACUGGGGCUAAAUAUUGUGGUGAUAGAAACAGAAUUUGCUUCAAAUGUGAUAACCGUUAUCUUUACACUGAUAUUUGUGUUCUUUAAGUCCAGUUUACAUUGGUGAUACCUUUUAAUUCUUCGUCGAAAUUCAUCGGGUGCAAAUGCGUCUUUUUUCUACAUAAAUUUCAUUAACACAAACCACAAAACGGAUUAAUGAAGUUCUAUUUCUGAAUCGUGAUUAACUACAAAUCAUGUAUAUUGAAUACUCGACGUUUUACAAUAAGAGAAUUUUGGAAUAAUUAAAGGAAAGUAAUUGAAAAGAAAACAAAAGGCAAGUCAACUUAAUUUGAAUUAUAAUUGAAAGACGCAAUGUGCAGUUCACUCGCCGAAGGGACUACUUUUUACGGUCGCUACUUAGCGGUAUUAGAGCGCAGGUGGGAAAUAUCUGUUUAUAGACAGCUGCAAGGCUUUCGACGGUACGGACCGGACUCGUACAUCACCGCAUACUUCAAAGCUAGAAGCCAUUUGCGAAAAUUUAUAUUCCUUAAACAUAGACAUCCGUGUUUGGAAAGUGUGGGAAUAACUUGAUAAAUGGUACAAUUAAAGAGGUUUAAGUCUCUAUUUAGUAAGAUAUUGAUAAUCCGAAAGGGUUUCAACAAGGGGAGAUAAUGGGACGUGUUCCGUUUGUUUAAAAUAUGGAAUAUACGUUUUUUGGCCAUACAAAGCUGGAUUAAAUGAAAACUUUAAAACUGAACUGAUAGUUUGCAUCUCUGUGAAGUACAAGCACAUAUUUUAAACAAGAUAUUUAAUGAUUUUCAUAAAACGGGAUAUUUUAAAGAAGUUUUAAAUCGUGUUUAAAAAUGUCGGAGGCGGCAGUGGUUCAAUCUGACAAUAUACCUUAUAACUUGUCGACAUCAGCUAAGGCAGAAUUGAAGUACAAAAUCCACCAGCAUUUUCGCGAUGAAACAGCCUCGCCACACAUUCGAACAGCGUCUCCAUACCAACAGCAUGUGACAUCAUCACCUGCACGUGCAUCUCCUAGUUCUGUGGCUUACUCGCCACAUCCGGGUUCUCAACAACAUGGAAAUGACUCAGCAGAUAUGGAUUCGAACUCAAGCAAUGUCGAACCAAAUGUGUACGAAAAUGGAGCGAGUGGGGACCAUUCUGAAGGCAUGUAUGCGAGUGAUGGGACGGAAGUAGCGUACGCAAGGGAAGAUAACUCAGCUGCCUACCAAGAUGAAGACCAUGACAUUUCUCAGUCAGAGCAAGACAUGACAAAUACGGGCGCCAUGUCCUCAGAGGCAAACAUGGCGGCCAUGACCUUGACCCAUGAGGAAAAUCUGGACUCUCGUAUGAACGGCCUCCCGAAUGAGGAGGCAAUGGGAAUGAACCAGCAUCCUGUCGUCAAACCAGACGAACGUGGUGAAGUUUUGAACUAUUCCUCCGAUGGUAAUGUAUAUACCCAGCUAGGCGGGUCUGAACAUGACGGCAGGUCGGAGCAGCUUAUUACUAUCGAUCCAGGUUACCAGCAUGAACAUACAAACCACCACAACCAGCGAGGAACCAAUCACAGUGUGUUGAGUGCGGCUUUACGUAGCGGGUACACAGUCCAAAACAUGACCCACUUAACCCCAUCUAGUCAGAUGACGACUAUCACAAAUUAUGAUAACACAACUCAUCUCCUCCCUCAAGCCGAUGUGGAGGCUUUUUUCAGCGAUAUGGAACGGCCCAUGGCCACAACUGUGAGUCUAACAUCGGGGAUGUAUGCAACCGGAAAUGGUCAGUUCACCACCUUGACUAAUCCGCCCGGCCUUGCGCUCGCUCAUGCAUAUCACGCGUCUGAGGGUGGACGGCUCGUGACUCUUCAGCCGCCUUCUUACAGUGACAGCCAUGGGGACUAUGGGUUAACCCAGCUGUAUCCGUCUCGCCAGGGCGCCGUACCUUCCGCCUACCUUAGUAGUGAUGGCAAUGCUAGCUCAUCACCGACACCACAGGCGAAUGCCGCCUGGGGUGUCUCACAAGAUGCCCUCUACGCGGCAUCAAAUCCCGGUCAAUCCAUGGGAAAUCAGAAGUACGCCUACUCAGAAAGCGGAAGUGCCUCUCCGCAGGAUCACGAAUCACAGCUCCAGAGCGGCGCGUACGGGCGCAGUUCCGGUAUGGUGGCCCCGGGAUCAUACACCGGAUACUUGACCCAGGACUUGAACUCGGCGGCCGGCUGGUACCAAAAUGUAUCCAGCCCCUAUUCCGACGUCCGACCCACGGACAAAAUAAAUAUUUAUUCAGACGAAGACUACUAUGCCGAGGGCCGGGAAUGUGUCAACUGCGGGGCCAUCUCCACCCCUAUGUGGCGGAGGGACGGAACCGGCCACUACCUCUGUAACGCGUGCGGCCUUCAUCACAAAGUCAACACCAUCAAUCGAUACCAGGGUAAAUCGUCGCCUUCCACAGCGGAUGAUCCUCCAGAGGAGAAGAUACGAAAGUAUGACCAGAAAUAUGACCAGAAAUAUGACAAGUCGAACAGCAACAAGAGUCGCAUGGGUCUACAGUGUGCCAACUGUAACACGACGACGACCACGCUUUGGCGGCGGAACGGGGAAGGCGAGCCGGUGUGUAACGCCUGUGGCCUCUACUUCAAGCUCCAUCAGGUGAACCGCCCAAUGUCCAUGAAGAAAGAUGGCAUCCAAACGAGAAAACGAAAACCACGGACCUCCAGCGGUAAGAAGGGGUCGAAGGAUUCCAGUGCGCAUGCGCACUCAUCUCACUCCCAUAUGACGUCACAGUCUAUGAGCUCCGCCCACUCGCCAACAGGGUUACUCGAUUUGAGUCAGCGAAACGAAUCGCCUAUCAACGCAUCCAUGCAAGACAUGAAGACGCAGGUUUCAGCUUACCAGAACAUGUACCAGACCCAUGGCGGAAGUGCCGUCCUGGCAGCACUCAACAAUCCUCAGCCGCCCCCGCUACUUCCGGUUGGUGCCCUCGUGUCCCAGCUGAACGCUCCCGUCAGUAGCGGCUAUCGGCCACCAUCAUCACAGGAAAUGAUGUACGCUAAGGCAUAUUCACAGUCCAUGGACCGAGAUCAGCAUUCAGUUACUAAAAAUAACCCCAACUUAGCUAGUUUGAUGAACUUUAAUCCGCCUGUUUCCGCUUCUCUAUCGCCUAAGCCAAUGUGUUUGCCAGUGAAAACUGAACCGAUGCCUACGUCAUUGGAUUCUGACCAAUCAAAUUACACAGUUUACAAAAUGGAGAAUGCGAUGGCAUAUAACGGCGAACAACCAAUGACAUUCAAGCAGGAACCUAUCGACCAAUCAACGCUCAUGAAAUCAUCACAUGACCUGUUCGAACCAUCACCGCCAAAAGCAGUGCCCGUUUCUGUGGAUACCGACUUGGGAGCGAUGUCGCACAAUAACGCAGUCCAGGAUUCGAACGCGGAAAUGACGCCAUUAAAACCAGCAGCCGUUGGGCAAAGUUAACGAACUCUACUGAUAAUUUUGACCACUAUUUGUCGCCUAUCUCUGGGUAACAAAUGUUUCAGGGGGUCAAAAUUUAUGACGAAUGUUUGAAAUUGUGUAGCAAGGGAGAUACUUACAUUUCAAAUUGUGGUCUACGCAGUUAAAAUGCUAACACAGUAGAGAAAACAUUCAGAUACGGUUGUUGCUUUUAUCAUAAUUUGUGCAGCAAAUGCCUUUGAAAGUGAGGCUGGUGACAUCUUAGGGUACGGACUUAUACUACUUGUGUAUUUGAUGGGUCCAAAACUUUCAGAACAUUGACUCAUUGUCAUCAUGGGUAAAAUGCCUUUUUGCAAUCCUUUAUAGCAUAAUAUGUAUCAUUGCGUGUACAUUAUGUGAUAGUUAUCGGAAUGAAUAUUAUUUCUUUGUAUAUUAUGAUAAAAUUUGAAUUUUUAUACUUGGGACGAUUUCUCCAAAUCUGACGCGACCUCGUAGUGGUACGACUAUUCGGUGGUACGACUAUAUGGUGUUACGACUUAUCUUGUACCCAACAAGUUUAUGUAUUUGAAUAUACUCUAUCAGCAUUAACGUCAGCAUUGUGAAGUCACGUAAUAUGAUUAGGUCAAUCCUUAUGUUACAUAUCGAUACGUGUUUAUUGGUGUUCUUAAUUAUAUUUUGUCCAAUGGGAUGGCAGUUUUCUUUCAAAUUUGUCUUAUACAGAUAUUUUGGUAAACCAGCUGUCAUUAUUAAACAAAAGGCAUGACCAGAAAAAAAGAACGUACAUUUUGAACACUUAGCUGGUUAAUGUAAACUCAUACAAGUAUUUAUCAAGUUUAAGUGGUCGACGGGUUGCGCCGGGUCUGACAACGAUUAAUCAACAUUAACAAACAUUAACUUGUCAUAGUAUGAACGCCUUAAAACAAUGCUGUUUCUUUCCGAUUCCCGGCCUAAAAUAAGAAGAACGGACCCAAUUUUCUCGAAACUUCUUACGCUUAACAAGCUUAAGAAGCUUAUUUGAGUUUUUUACUAAUGAACAACGGUUAAUACUGAACAUCAUAAAGAUAAUUCUCAGAAGUUAAAAAAACUCUUAAAAAAUGAAACAUUACACAUUUUUUUCCAAAAUAAAACAGUUAGCUCAGUUUGAUCGUGUUAAGAGAAUUAAGAAAAUUCGUGAAAUUUGGGGCCGGGAUGUCGAUUUUCAGUGAAGGUGUUCCUAUGCCAUAGGCUAUGGUCAUUGAAAUUAUAUAAAAUAUAUAUUCUAAAAGGAGAAACAAAAUAGUCUUCAAAACAUAUCUGCUUGCAAUUAAAAUCUGGCACAAAAAGAAUAGAAACAAGCUCCUUUUGUUACUUCUUAGAAUGAAGUUAACCUACUUUGUUCAUGUUUUAAAAAUGAUAAUCCUUCAUUUAUACCAUUGUGACAAAAUUCAUAUUUCUUGCCACGAUUUGAAAUACUUCGAUUAAAUGUUGAGAAUGAUGAUUGACUCAUUGAUAUGUGUGUAUGAACGCGGUAUAUACUGAAAUGUUUGUACGAUUGUUUAGUAUGUUCUGUAUAUUUUACUAAUAUCAUGAUAUGUGCUAACGAGAAUGGCAUCAGCAUUUCAAUAAAAGUUGGUUGUAAUGUC
Messenger RNA from Mya arenaria, 5090 nucleotides. RefSeq lists its product as uncharacterized. Gene Ontology annotation, molecular function: DNA-binding transcription factor activity, RNA polymerase II-specific; zinc ion binding; RNA polymerase II cis-regulatory region sequence-specific DNA binding. The record is from RefSeq and is a predicted model, not a curated record. Gene Ontology annotation, biological process: positive regulation of transcription by RNA polymerase II; cell fate commitment; negative regulation of transcription by RNA polymerase II. NCBI's taxonomy places the organism in Eukaryota, Metazoa, Mollusca, Bivalvia, Myida, Myidae. Bases 883 to 3492 code for a protein of 869 amino acids. The transcript has 7 exons.